Messenger RNA from Aegilops tauschii subsp. strangulata, 816 nucleotides. RefSeq lists its product as uncharacterized. NCBI's taxonomy places the organism in Eukaryota, Viridiplantae, Streptophyta, Magnoliopsida, Poales, Poaceae. The record is from RefSeq and is a predicted model, not a curated record. Gene Ontology annotation, biological process: mitochondrion organization. Gene Ontology annotation, cellular component: nucleus; mitochondrion.
AUCCACACUCGAGACCCCUCUCCGGCUAUAAAAGGCCAGCCCUAGGGCUCGGUCCGCCUCAGCGCGUCCCCAUUCCGAUCCGUUGGCUUUCUGUUCAUCCAUUUCCCCUCCCGGCGCCGCCUCCAGCCUAGGGUUUCCUCCCGCCGUCCGCCGCCAUGGCUCGCCGCAGCGGAGGAGGAAGGUCUUCCCGCCCUGCUCCACGUGCUGCUCCAGUGAGAAACCCACCAGCGCCAGCCCGUCAAGCUCCUCCACCUGCUACUACCCAGAGCAGCGGUGGUGGUAUCAUGAGUGGAAUUGGGUCCACCAUUGCUCAGGGCAUGGCUUUCGGUACUGGCAGUGCCAUGGCGCACAGGGCUGUUGAUGCUGUGAUGGGUCCCCGCACCAUUCAGCAUGAGACUGUUGUCGGUGAGGCUGCUGCAUCUAUGACUCCAAUGGACAAUGCUGCUGAUGACAAGUGUGGCAACCCUUCCAAGGCCUUCCAAGAUUGCAUCAACCACUACGGAAGCGACAUCAGCAAGUGCCAGUUCUACCUCGACAUGCUGAACGAGUGCCGCCGUGGAGGAGCAGGAGCUGGUGCAACUCUUUAAGCUACUAUCUUUGCUUGAUUGCGGCUUAAUUGGUCGGAACCUGUUUUCAGUCAUGAUGAUGAUGAUAUAUAUCUCCUAAAUAAUUCAUUGGCAAUAUUAUGAACCUAUGCCACAGCUUAUGUCUAUUACCUACCCUAGUUUGUGGUCUCUGUUGUCCUGGGAGUAUUUCCUUGUAUUGAUGUUGGAAUUACCUUCAUGGCAGUGGGUUUAUAAAUAUGGAGUUUAAAUA